CCGCUGCUGGGCGGCCUGGGCCGGCUGCUGCUGGGCCGGGCCGGGCGGCGGGGGCCGGGGAGGACGCCCCCGGCGCUGCUGCGGGAGCUGGGCGGCCGCUACGGGAGCGUGUGGGGGCCGCGGCUGGGCGGGCGGCGGCCCGUGGUGGUGCUGGCCGACUUCCCCGCCGUCAGCCAGGCGCUCCGCCGCCAGGCCCCGCUCUUCGCCGACAGGCCCGCCCUCCCGCUCGUCUCCAUCCUCACGCGCAGGAAAGGUAUCGUGUUCGCCCCUUACGGGCCGGUGUGGAAGCAGCAGCGAAAGUUCUCCCACUCGACCCUCCGUCACUUCGGCUUGGGCAAGCUCAGCCUGGAGCCCAAGAUCAUCGAGGAGUUCCGGAACGUGAAGGAGGAGAUGCAGAAGCACGGGGCCGCUCCCUUCGACCCGCUGCCGGUCAUCGGCAACGCCGUCUCCAACGUCAUCUGCUCCUUGUGCUUCGGCCGGCGCUUCGACUACACCAACGGCGAGUUCAAGAAGAUGCUGAGCCUCAUGUCCCGCGGGUUGGAGAUCAGCACGAGCAAUCCCAUCCUGCUCAUCAACGUCUGCCCGUGGCUCUAUUACCUCCCCUUCGGACCCUUCAAGGAACUGAGGCAGAUCGAGAGGGAUAUAACGGCCUUCCUGAAGAGGCUCAUCCGAGAGCACCGGGAGAGCCUGGAUCGGACCGCGCCCCGGGAUUUCAUCGAUAUGUACCUCCUGCAUAUGGAAGAGGAGCAGAAGAGGGACGGCGAUAGCAGCUUCAACGAGGACUACCUGUUCUAUAUCGUCGGCGACCUGUUCAUCGCCGGCACGGACACCACGACCAACACCGUGCUGUGGUGUCUCCUCUAUAUGUCCCUGAAUCCGGACGUCCAAGAAAAGGUCCACCAAGAGAUCGACAGGGUCAUCGGUCGGGACAGGGCCCCGUCCCUGACCGACAAAGUCCACAUGCCCUACACGGAGGCCACCAUCAUGGAGGUUCAGAGGAUGACGGUCGUCGUCCCCUUUUCCAUCCCUCGCAUGACCACGGAGGAGACCGUGCUCCUGGGCUACACCAUCCCUAAGGGCACUGUGAUUUUGCCCAACUUAUGGUCUGUGCACAGAGACCCAGCCAUAUGGGAGGAACCAGAUAACUUCCUCCCCGAACGAUUUCUGGACGAACAAGGACAACUGGUCAAAAAAGAAACCUUUAUUCCCUUCGGCCUAGGGAAGCGUGUGUGCAUGGGAGAGCAGCUGGCCAAAAUGGAAUUAUUCCUGAUGUUUACGUGCCUAAUGCAGAGUUUCACCUUUGCCUGGCCAGAGGGCUCCGGAAAGCCUUUCCUCUAUGGAAGAUUCGGUCUGACGUUAGCCCCACAUCCAUUUAACUUGAUCAUCUCAAAGAGAUGAUCCCUCCCACGAAGAGAUGCUGAACUGAUCGCCUUUCUCCUUUAACAGAACCUGCCUGAUUGUUUAAAUUCAACGCAACAGCCCUCGAGGUGUGAAGGGCUGUUUACGCACAGACCAGCUGGGACUGAGAUGGGAGAAGGAGUGUCGCAAAAAUGGAGCUAGACGGACCCGUUGGGUAAAUGGCCCGGCGUCCGCUGGGGCCAUUUUAGGCCCACAGGAGCGUCACUUCCCUGAGGGAGGUGGGGGAACGGGCACCGAUAGGCCUGAGCUGGAUUUUACCCCUCGGUGUCACGCUGCUGAGGAAGUGACCUUAGGCCGAGUCCGCUUCAUCCUUGAGGAACCAGGCUGACGGGGAAAUAAAGCAAAACCGGAAUUUUCCUGGCAGGGUUACCCCUGUCACACAUUUUUUUUCCUGCCAGGUCUUCAGACGAGGGCGGGCAUUUCUGCCCUGUACGUGCACCUGAGGCAUUGGUCUGAAAGGUUGCAUUUUGGAGGAGGAGGAGGAGGAGGAGGAAGAGAAGAAGGAGGAGGGGAGACGGUACCCCCUGUGAUUAUGGGCCUUGGAAGAUGGUCGGCCCCUUGGUCAUGUCUUCGUCCACCCGACCGCGGCUGCAGUUCCCCCAUCCCGACCUCCUGUUUGGUCGGGGACUUCUAGGUCCAGCACAAAAAUACCAGUGAAGAGUGACAAUCUUAAAUUCAUAUUUUUGCUUUGCUUCUAAUAUUGAAUUCUUUCCCCGAGUAUUUAUGAAGUGCUCGCUACGCGCAUGGCAUUGAACUGGGCGAGGGUUAUGAACGAGAUCACUGACCGGCCCCACUCUCUAAAAGAGCUUAAGGUGAGAAAGAUGGGAUUCAUUUUAUUUUUAACGUCGGCAUCCUGUGAACAGGACAACAGCUAACAAAAGGCCAGGUGAGGGUUGAGACAGCAAGCUGGAAAUGGGGAAGGUUGUAGUAAGUAGCAACACAGAGAACACAGUCAGCCCGUUAUCCCGCUCAAGAAGAAGAGACUGUGCAAGACAAGAAUUUGGCCGGGAACUCUGGCUAGGGAAAACUAAGUGUAAUCUGAAUUUUACGUGUGUGCGUGUGUGAUUAUCCUUUGCCAGUACAGGCGUAUGGUUCUGUGUAGGCGCUCGAUUCACGAUCGAUGUUAUUAAUGAAGACCGACUUUUACUUCAUCUGUAAAUGAAAGCCCACCUUCAGAAAUCCUUUAUUUCCAGAGGUGAAUCUGGAAAGCUCAAUGAGGCGAACGUUCGUGAAGCCUGGUGAACUGUGAAUCCCCCUGGGUCUCGGUGGGAUUUCUUUGUACCUUUCUCUUGGAGCGGGUCGCCCCAAAACCAGAGUACGUGAAAGGCACGAGAGAAUCUAAAGGACUUUCGGGGAGAAAGAGCCUGACUCUGGUCCGAGUAGCCCAUUAAAACAUUUCCAGCCCACGGGGGAACCACGUGAACUGGUCAAUAGAGAAACAAAGGCUAAGGUAGCCAUAGGGCAUCAGUUGGAUGCCGCAGAAUGACUACCUACUUGAAUUCUAAUAAAUUAGGAGGGCUUCUCCCUUUUGCUCA
Messenger RNA from Ornithorhynchus anatinus (platypus), 2954 nucleotides. RefSeq names its product cytochrome P450 2U1. Gene Ontology annotation, cellular component: cytoplasm; intracellular membrane-bounded organelle. NCBI's taxonomy places the organism in Eukaryota, Metazoa, Chordata, Mammalia, Monotremata, Ornithorhynchidae. The annotation marks the transcript as partial. Gene Ontology annotation, biological process: xenobiotic metabolic process. Gene Ontology annotation, molecular function: oxidoreductase activity, acting on paired donors, with incorporation or reduction of molecular oxygen, reduced flavin or flavoprotein as one donor, and incorporation of one atom of oxygen; heme binding; iron ion binding. The transcript is spliced from 5 exons. The record is from RefSeq and is a predicted model, not a curated record.